GACAGUUAAAUUCAGUUAGGAUGGAAAGGGGAGAGAGAAUUAAAUUGAGCAUUAAAUUGUCGAAACCUACAAAUUAAAUGCACACAUGAAAUCCCUCAACAGUUCCCAUCUUCUUCCUUCUCCUUUAAAAUCCCAAAUUUUCUCUGCAAAAUCCGCCAUUGAAAUCCCACCUUCAACCUCCAAUGGCCAACAGCAGCAAGAAGAAGAACCUCAUGAAGUUCCCUUCCAUUUUCAAAUCCAGAGCAGGACAGCCAUGGCAAACCACCGCCACCGCUCUCCAUUCUUCACUCUUCACCAACUCCUCCGAAUCGCUCUCUUCAACUAACUCCACCGCGACGGAGAUGGAGCUGACCGACGGCGAAGAAUCACUCGAGACAGUGAUCCGCGGCGCCAGAUCGGAGAGGCUCUUCUUCGAACCGGACGACACGAGCUCGAUCCUCGAGAAAUCGAAGCCGAUUGAGCCGAUUGAACCCGAAGCGUUGUUGUUAGGGUUUAAAGAGAGCUUGAUUGUGUCGAUGGAGUCGGAGAAUCCGUACGAGGAUUUCCGGAAAUCGAUGGGGGAAAUGGUGGAGAGCCAUGGGGUUAAAGAUUGGGAUGGAUUGGAGGAGCUCUUGGGAUGGUAUUUGAAGGCCAAUUGGAAGAACACCCAUCGCUUCAUUUUUGGGGCUUUUGUGGAUUUACUCAUCGAUGUUCUUCAUGCUUCAUCUUGUUCAUCAUUGAGUUCUAAUUCAGAUUCUAACUACUACACAUGCACCGAAUCUUCUUCUUCUUCUUCUUCUUCUUCUUCUUCUUCUUCUUCUUCUUCUUCUUGUGCAUCGACUCUGAGUUCGCUGGAUCGAUCGUCCAUCCCAAAGAAGCUUGAUGAAGAAGAUGAUGAUCAUAUCACAGAAACCGUGUAGAAUUUCAGAUUUCUUCCUCAGUUUUCUUCUUUUGGGGAUUGUAUGUAUAUAUAUUGUAUUCUAUACAUAGUAUUGUAGUUAAUUAAGCCAAAUUGGAUUGUAAAUGAAACUUGAAAUGUCAACCAAUUAUGUAUAAUAUUAGGUG
Messenger RNA from Cucurbita maxima (winter squash), 1044 nucleotides. RefSeq names its product transcription repressor OFP13-like. NCBI's taxonomy places the organism in Eukaryota, Viridiplantae, Streptophyta, Magnoliopsida, Cucurbitales, Cucurbitaceae. The transcript has a single exon. The record is from RefSeq and is a predicted model, not a curated record. Gene Ontology annotation, biological process: negative regulation of DNA-templated transcription. The coding region runs from base 183 to 899 and encodes 238 amino acids.